AUGAUCGCUCAAAAAGAGUUCAACUCGGCUGGGCGUCUAAUCUUCCUCGAGACGAUCCGAAUAGCGCGCAUCAUGCGCCCGUAUGCCAAAUGGGGCUUCUACGGGUUCCCCUACUGCAACUACGACGCCGGCCAUAAUGGCGAAUUCACCUGCGCCGACAAUUUUCAAGCGCACAACGACGAUUUGGCCUUCAUCAUGAAAGCCGGCAACGCGCUGUUCCCCUCCCUCUACCUGGGCGACAAUCGAGCCCACCGGAACUUCAGGUAUAUUCAAGCAAUCCUCGCCGAAUCUCGGAGGAUAGCCCUCACAGCCGAUCACCCCCUCGACAUCUAUCCGUACAGCAAAUUCGAAUACGACCCCUACGACGAAAUGAGGAUAGAAGAGUUUUAUGAAAAGCGAGAUCUCUGCAACUCUAUAAAGCAAAGCGCUGACGCAGGGACAGCCGGGAUAAUUCUGUGGAGCACGUCGAAGCGGAUGUGGAAGCCGAGAUGCAGCAUGAUUGGGGAUUUUGUGGAGCGCACGCUUGGACCUACCGUCAGCUUGAUAGCCCAUCGUGCCCGGAAAUGCUCAAGAAAGCUCUGUAACGAUCGAGGACGCUGUGUUCUUGAGGGCCCCUCCGAUCGCUGCGUUUUCCGAAUGAUACCCAGUAUGUAUCGAUGUGAAUGUGAUCCACAAUACACAGGCGAAUUCUGCGAAAAGCACGUCCGGUUCCCCUGGUUCGCCAUCGACAACAGCAUCUACGGGCAGGAGGACGAGGUGUUUGAUGAUGAGCCCCUCACGAACACCUUCUUCAAA
Molecule: messenger RNA, 795 nt
Organism: Mesorhabditis spiculigera
Lineage: Eukaryota; Metazoa; Nematoda; Chromadorea; Rhabditida; Rhabditidae
Source: the annotation of a GenBank genome assembly